UUACCUAUUCAGUCUUCACCAAAGGUUUUAAAAUGAGCAUAUAGACUUAAACUAAAAGCGGAUUGACUGCUUCGAACUCUUCUGCUAUGGCGACGAUAAGCAGAUCCAAUCUUCUUCUUUCUCUAACGCUUUGUUUCUGCGUUCAUCUGCCAACAACACUCGCUUUUUCAUCUGGGCUGAAUGAUGGUUUCACUAUCAAUGGUCGAGUAAAAAUCCCAAAUUUUGGGACUAGAGAUUUUGGUUUACCAGCAAAGACUUCAAAUAUCAAAGUGAUACUCAAUGGCGGUCAAAGGGUUACACUUUUGAGGCCUGAUGGAUAUUUUUCAUUCCAUAACGUUCCAGCUGGCACACAUCUAAUUGAAGUGGCUGCAACUGGUUAUUUCUUUUCACCGGUUCGUGUUGAUGUUAGUGCUAGAAACCCUGGAAAAGUCCAGGCUGCAUUGACGGAAACCAGAAGAGGGUUAUCUGAGUUGGCUUUGGAGCCUUUGAGGGAGGAAUACUAUUAUGAGAAAAGGGAACCCUUCUCACCCCUGUCUCUAGUGAAGAGCCCUAUGGGUCUUAUGGUUGGCUUCAUGCUUAUAGUUGUUUUCGUGAUGCCCAAACUAAUGGAAAACAUGGAUCCUGAGGAAAUGAGACAAGCUCAAGAGCAAAUGAGGAGUCAAGGUGGACCAUUGGCAAGCUUGUUAGGUGGUGCUGCUGCUCCGAGAAACUGACGUGCCAAGGUUUAGACUCGUGGGACUCAAUCUUACAUAUUAGACAAUACUAGCAUAAAAUUUUGCGCCUUUGAGGGUAGGGCAUGGCCGCAUGGGUCAAGGUUGAAGAUUUAAAUUUUUAUUGAUUCAUAUCAAAGCUCUACUAUAGGUCUAAACUUUUCAAGGAUUGGGAAAAGGUAAUUUUGGUGGUCUAAACUUUAAAGUAAUUCUAAAGUUGUUCAGAUUUUUUUGCGGUAUAUGUAAUUUUUCAUAGGUUCAAUAAUUUAAACAUUAAUUGCACCAAUCAAUGAAAACGUUUGUUAAGCUCUCUAGGA
Messenger RNA from Chenopodium quinoa (quinoa), 1027 nucleotides. Its product is annotated as ER membrane protein complex subunit 7 homolog. The record is from RefSeq and is a predicted model, not a curated record. Gene Ontology annotation, cellular component: EMC complex. Gene Ontology annotation, molecular function: carbohydrate binding. Lineage: Eukaryota; Viridiplantae; Streptophyta; Magnoliopsida; Caryophyllales; Amaranthaceae. The transcript has 7 exons. Bases 87 to 713 code for a protein of 208 amino acids.